This is a messenger RNA of Morchella importuna, 258 nucleotides long. RefSeq lists its product as uncharacterized. The record is from RefSeq and is a predicted model, not a curated record. Bases 1 to 258 code for a protein of 85 amino acids. Lineage: Eukaryota; Fungi; Ascomycota; Pezizomycetes; Pezizales; Morchellaceae. The transcript has a single exon.
AUGACUUCUCAAAUCUCUCCAAAAUCUAUCCUCCUCCACAACGAGUUAAAGGAAAUAAUCUUUACUCUCGCCGCCUAUGUCACCCGCCUCAAGGACGACCGGUCGAAAAUCCGAUACCUCAUUGAGAAGAUGAACUCCCAUCUUGUCGAGUUGGGUUUUGACAUCGACAACAAUGCCCUCGGGGGGCGAAGCCUUCGUCGGAGCUAUAUGCGAUCCUGCAAGAUAAGGAAAGGUCUCAAUUGCGCCUGGUCGGGAUAG